AUGCGACGACAGGUAGACAGCGAGCAGAUCACUGCCUCCCCCUACGCCUGGCCCCAUGACGCAUCCUUCAAUCAAAGGACCACGGCUCUUGUCAUUAUUGACAUGCAGCGCGAUUUCUGCGAGGUUGGCGGCUACUUCGACUGUCAAGGGUACGAUGUAGGCAGCGCUCGAGCACUCAUCCCCAUACUUCAAACCCUUCUCUCUGCCGCUCGCAAGGCUCAAUUUCCAAUCUUCUUUACCCGGGAAGGCCACAGACCGGAUCUUUCCACUUUGUCAAGCCGAGAACAAUUUCGCUCGAGAAAUAACCCGCGCCAUCUGGGGAUUGGGGACAGAGGUCCAUUGGGCAGAUUCCUAAUUCGUGGAGAGGCCGGACAUGACGUUAUUACUGAAUUGCAGCCACGUCCCACCGAUCUCCUUAUCGACAAGCCGGGACGAGGAGCCUUUGCUCACACUGAUUUUGAGCACGUUCUGCGGCUUCGUGGGAUCAGAAAUCUGAUCCUAACCGGGGUAACGACCGACGUUUGCGUGUCCACAACCAUGCGCGAGGCAAACGAUCGGGGAUUCGAUUGCAUCAUUGUGGAGGACGCGACAGCAGCAGCAACACCGGAACUGCACCGUUUUGCACUGGAGUCGGUGAAGAUGGAAGGUGGUAUCUUCGGUGCCGUCGCACACUCCCGACAUGUUAUUGGAGCCUUCAAUUAG
This is a messenger RNA of Capronia epimyces CBS 606.96, 702 nucleotides long. RefSeq lists its product as uncharacterized. NCBI's taxonomy places the organism in Eukaryota, Fungi, Ascomycota, Eurotiomycetes, Chaetothyriales, Herpotrichiellaceae. The transcript has 3 exons. Bases 1 to 702 code for a protein of 233 amino acids. The record is from RefSeq and is a predicted model, not a curated record.